GUCCGAUCUUGGGCUCUGCUCUCCUUCCUACGCAUCGCGUGUGGUGCGAGCCACGACUACUCGCCGUUUUCCAACCCUCUAGGCAGCCUCCCCGAAGAUGCGCUUUUGGUGAAGCGACAAGGUUGUCAAGCUGGCCUCGAGUCUUGCUCAGGCCUAGGAGCAAAUAACGUAUGCUGUCCCUCGGGGACGACAUGCACAUUGGACCAGGCUGAUCAAGUCGCUUGCUGCUCGGUGGGUGUGGCGUGCACGGGAUCAAUAGAGGGAACUCUCACUGGGUCAAUUGCGACUUCAUCAACCACGGGAGCCGCAUUAGGGAGCACAACCACAACAACUGGCGGUGCCAUUUCGAUCACUGGAGUGGGCGGUGGUGGGUCCACGGUACCCAACUCAUACUACCCUUUUAUCUACGCCCCGACCUCCUUCCCCAACGCAGACCAGUGCUCUAGCGCGUUCACGAGCUGUCAAGCUGCCUCGACUGCUUGCUUCACUUCCCUAGCUGGUGCCAAUGGCGUGACAGUUGGAGGCAUUAACGGCGGCGGGAUCACGGUGCAAGGGGUGUCUGGAACCAUUUUGAGUGCUGCAAGCAGCAUCUGCAGCUCGUUGAGCUCGGUGGGAUGUUCCAACCUACAACAAGUAUCUCAGUGCACAGUAUUUGGCAGCGGUUCGGGCGUUACACCUACUACAAUAGCUGGGACCAACGGGAUUAUUCAGAUCGGUAACAAUGGGCCACGCCAGACGGCGUGUCCGGGGAUGCUGUAUGCCGCUGGAGCUGGAGCCGUGAUAGGGGCAAUGGGCGGUGUCAUGUGA
This is a messenger RNA of Cladophialophora yegresii CBS 114405, 807 nucleotides long. RefSeq lists its product as uncharacterized. The transcript has a single exon. Lineage: Eukaryota; Fungi; Ascomycota; Eurotiomycetes; Chaetothyriales; Herpotrichiellaceae. The annotation marks the transcript as partial. The record is from RefSeq and is a predicted model, not a curated record.